This is a messenger RNA of Pelobates fuscus (common spadefoot toad), 768 nucleotides long. It is a transcript of the gene RSL24D1, whose product is annotated as ribosomal L24 domain containing 1. The record is from RefSeq and is a predicted model, not a curated record. NCBI's taxonomy places the organism in Eukaryota, Metazoa, Chordata, Amphibia, Anura, Pelobatidae. The coding region runs from base 63 to 554 and encodes 163 amino acids. The transcript is spliced from 6 exons. Gene Ontology annotation, biological process: ribosomal large subunit biogenesis. Gene Ontology annotation, cellular component: nucleolus.
GUGUCACUUCCUUUCAGGCUGCGUGCUCUCAGCUGUGGUCUGUCUCCGGGGGAGCCGCCACCAUGCGCGUCGAGAAGUGUUACUUCUGUUCGGCCCCCAUCUACCCGGGCCACGGCAUGAUGUUCGUAAGGAAUGACAGCAAGAUGUUCCGAUUCUGCCGGUCAAAAUGCCACAAGAAUUUCAAGAAGAAGCGCAACCCCAGAAAGGUCAGAUGGACCAAAGCCUUUAGAAAGUCAGCUGGCAAAGAGUUGACUGUGGACAAUGCUUUUGAAUUUGAGAAAAGAAGAAAUGAACCUGUUAAAUACCAGAGAGAGUUGUGGAGCAAGACAGUUGAGGCAAUGAAGAGAGUGGAAGAGAUUAAACGGAAGCGACAGGCUCGGUUUAUCGUGAACAGACUGAAAAAGGGUAAAGAGCUGCAGAAAGCACAGGACAUCAAAGAAGUCAAACAAAAUAUCCACCUCAUUCGUGCUCCUCAUGCAGGAAAGGCCAAGAAGUUGGAAGACAAAAUGGUUCAGAAAUUGCAGAAGGAUGUGGACAUGGAAGACGAUGCCUGAAAGCAUAUGUUGUUUGGCAAUGCUUGCCUUUAUGUCAUAUUCUGGUGCUUUGUGGAAACCUUUUAAGCAGCACUUGGAACUGUAUUCUGAAUUCAUGUCCUUACGUUUUUGGAAAGGAUAUAACGAAAGUAAAAACUUGUACACAGUCAACCUAUGUUUAUUUUUCUGUAGAAAGUCUGAAAAAUAAACAGUUUUUUUUGUUUCUUGUCUUAAA